This is a messenger RNA of Anopheles funestus (African malaria mosquito), 7143 nucleotides long. RefSeq names its product zinc finger protein sens (gene sens-2). Gene Ontology annotation, biological process: regulation of transcription by RNA polymerase II. The transcript is spliced from 8 exons. The record is from RefSeq and is a predicted model, not a curated record. Lineage: Eukaryota; Metazoa; Arthropoda; Insecta; Diptera; Culicidae. Bases 2393 to 4123 code for a protein of 576 amino acids. Gene Ontology annotation, molecular function: RNA polymerase II cis-regulatory region sequence-specific DNA binding; DNA-binding transcription factor activity.
ACUUAAUACAAUCCAAUCAAGGUAAUUUUGUUUAUCAAACUCCGCAUCCGCAGACUUUAUUACGCAACAUGAUUUGACAACAAUUGAUGAAAGUAUCAGGAUAAUUUGGUGGUAUAAAGCAAUCCAACCUCUGUAUUGCCAGAUAGCAUUAAAGAUUUUUCAAUCUAAUCGCUUAUCUAAGCGCAUUCACUUCCAAUUAUUGUGCGCAAGCAAACACGUUGUACGGAAGGCAUAAAAUGCUACACAUUGGAUAGAGACACACACAGUACACACAAAAAGUCGCUCCGAGAUUAUCGAUUUCGGCUAGCAGCAAUUAAACAAUCUGGCGUAAUAAAAUCAGUUUUGUAUUGAGUUUCGAAAUUGUCAUAAAUUGUCGCUUUGUUGGCGCUUGAUUGAUUUGGCUAGUCCGGUUGACGUAUUGCUCUUAUUAGGCGUGCUAGCAACGCAUACAAGCGAAAAAUAAAUUUAUUGGGUCAAAAAAAAAUCCUCUAGUCAUGCCAUAUACAUUAUCUGGUGCGUUUGGGGCUUUUAAUCAAAUUCAAUCUAUUUCAACCUUGACUCACUGAUUGUGCAUGUGAACACCUCGAACGAAUAGGUGAUAACGAUGAAUACUAAUUGUAUCUGUACUAUGUUUCUUUACGAUAAAAAGGUUUUUUCAUAAAAUUUUAUAAAAUUUCAAAGAAUCCUUGAGUCAUAAGUAGGGAAAUGUCGAAGUAAUUGAUUUAACGGAUAUGUUUAACGCAUAAAAUAAGACAACGAAAGGAAAACAAAAUUGCCUCCAUAAAUAGGCUCCAUCUUACGCCACAUUUCUUAUGCUACAUUCACUCCUCCAACUAAAACUGAUAAAGUGAUAAGCAAAUAAAUAAACCGAAAGCAGACGUUACUGAUUACAAAGUUACGUCAAAUUAGAAGCAAAAAAACAUGAAAAGAAUUGCUAAAAGAGUUAUAAAAACGUUUUAUCAUCCAAUCUUUCACAACCACCCUGUGUGAUACGCUUCUUAUGCGAUUGUUUAUUUUCAUUCGCACAAGGAAUCCAACACUACGGUGAGCGAUAGCCUGUAGCCCUCUCACCAAGAAUGAUUUUAAGUGCAGCCGAAUCUUUGAUGAAACACAGCAAAAGAGCGAAUUUGAGUCUCAGCAGUCGGUUGCAGCAUCUCACCACCAAACCAAUUCACCACAAUCUGGUGAGAAGAGGUGAAUAACUCUGUUCUCAUGUGGAAAUUCUCACUAAGGGUUGAUUGGGGUGAGUUUUUUUUUCACUCCGUGACAAGAAUAGUGAGAGAGAGAAUAAUGCUUGAGCUUCUCGCUGCAAGACAAAAAGAGCCAGAAAGCUUCCAGCAUGAAAUAAAAUGGGGUGCUCAAUGUUGCCGCUAUGUUUCGCUGGAAGGCGUGGCUACGUUUGCUGAAAUCUGUUGAUCUUUUUGACGGUUCGAGUACGCUUAUCAGUGCUCGAUUUUCUCAGUGCUCGUUGGCAGCGGAGCUAGGAUUGUUGUGAAUGUUGCGCCUUUGAAACGCGGACGUGGUUGGCGGCGUGUUUUCGCCUGGUUACGGAUUGAGGAUCACAACCAAAGGUUUUGGUUCGUCUUUUGCUUUUCCGCAAACAACGGUGCCCUCUUGGCACGCAAUAUCAAUCCCAGGGCUUAGGGAUUUUGUAAGAGAGUGGAUGAGAGUGAGCUUUUGAGCAAAGGCCCUUAGCAAACCGACACAGUGUUAGUGACGGCAGCCAUGAACGACCACAAAACAACAGAAAAAAAACUCGCAAAGUUGCCGAGCAUAAAUUGGGCGCAAGAUGAAAAGAGAUAAAAAACCUCCGGUGUUCGUGGCUGUGCAUAUCGCCGCGUGUGUGUGCCGGUAGGAAGCAGAUAGAACAACAUCAACAACAUUACUCAUUCCACGGUGGUCGUUGAAUCAGCGGCAAUCAUUGAAUCUUUGCCGAGCCCACAUCAAUGAACGGCCAAACAGUAGCGAUCUGAACUCUGACGAGGACAGCGGGCGUGAUACGAAGAAGUGCAGCAAAAACACAUGCUUACAGUAGUCUGUCGACAGAAAGAAGUCACGACGUCUGGCUGCGAAUAGUGCUGUGCUGGAAACAGAUGUCGCGAGUGUGAUUUUUUCGUAUUGGUUGAGUAAUGAUUCAGCGCCACACGUUUUCGGCAAAUAUAAUUGCGAAAUGUUUAUGUUAUUGAGUUUUCUAUGAGCGUAGAGUUCUUUACCGGUUUAUGUGCACCGUAGUGAAAUUAAAUAAAGCGUUGUUUUCGGUGGAAUAGAAAUAAAAUUAGUGCAAAAUUAUAUGUGACCCGCUUGAUGAAGCGAAUUAACAGCGGCUGGUCCAUUGGUAGGACCUGUGUGUAGUAAUUGAAAAAGUUUAUUAUAUUCAAAAAAAAUUGUUUAAAUGAUGGAAGUAAGUGAAGUGCCCCAAACGCAUCAACAUUCGAUGCAAUCAAUAUCACAACAACCGUUGCAAUCUCAGUUACCGCUGGAUUUUAGUGUUACCAUGGUGAACAUCAAGCUUAAUAAUGUCAGUGGGAGUAGUCCGAACGGUGUUAACAGUAACAAUAAUAAUAAUAACAUCAGUGUGAUGAUUGGUAAAGGUGGAAACACUGAAGCUGCGGCGAUAACCGAUGAAAACAAAGCAAGUUCCCUAAACGGAGUUAACAUCUCUAGACCGAUGAGUCCCAACUUAUUGCUGACGGCGAACAGCAAUCCGUCUGUGCACGGAAAUGGCAGCAAUGGUUCAUCGAUGACGAGCGCUUUCAAGGUGGUGACACCAAGGGGUAAAGCCGACGCACCAGCAACAAAUGCAAAUGGAUUUUCGCCUUUAAUUUUCAACAACGAUCUGCUAGUGAAUCAUUAUCGCCGUUUGCUUCAUCCAGUAGUAGCAGGCGUUCCACGACUUCCGAAUGGUGCCAAUGGUUAUAAUGAUGUGCCUGAUAAUUCACACAAAAUGGGCCACAGAGACGAAAUCAAAUUCGGAGUAAGCCGUCUGGUUAAAAACGAAUCCGAGGAUGAAGACAACAACAAUGUUUAUCAUCACCCUUCGCAUCAUACUCAACAACACCUACCACCGCAUGCAACCCAUCUGCAGCAUCAAGCCUUGAACGGUCAAAAACUGUCAACCCUAUCGAGCGGAUAUGAUUCGAGCGCCCUCAGCAGCCGAUCACGUUCGCGAAGUAGAUCACGAUCACGCGAUCGUUCAACCCGUUCACGAUCCUCCUCCAUCGAGCUGGAAGUCGAUUCACCUCCUCCACCGCGAAUCAAUCCUUCGCCAACAACGGAAGUCCCACAUGUACCAAAAAACUCCGAAGCGUUUUCGGUGUCGGCAUUGCUAAAGCGAGAAGUUGAGCCCAAAUCGAAAUCCCCACUGUCGAAUGGAUCAUUCGAUGCGAUUAGGCCUAACUAUACACAAUUUUACGAACAGAGCAUCCUCAACCGACCCUUGUUUCCUCCGUUUCCGUUCUUCGCUAUGCUGCAGCAGCAAGGACACCAACUGAAUCCCGCACUUGCAAAUUAUCAUCCAUCAACUCCAGAGGAUAUACUGCGGUUACGUCACUUCAUGACACAAAAUGCGGCUGCGGCAUCGGCCGGUGCUGGUGGAGGACAUUUGGAUUUCAGUCAUCCACAUCAUCCUCAUCAUUUGCUAAUGCGGCCAGAUGUACAUCCUCGAAGAACACACAAUGGGAAACGUCCGUACGCCUGUGAGUUAUGCAACAAAUCGUUUGGACAUGAAAUCAGUUUGAAUCAGCACAGAGCUGUUCAUAAUGUGGAGAAAGUGUUCGAAUGCAAACAGUGUGGAAAAGCCUUCAAACGUUCCAGUACGCUAUCGACACACCUGCUAAUACACAGCGACACUCGGCCCUAUCCUUGCGGGUUCUGUGGGAAACGAUUCCAUCAAAAAAGUGACAUGAAGAAGCACACCUACAUUCACACUGGCGAAAAACCGCACAAAUGUCAGGUGUGUGGAAAAGCCUUCAGUCAAAGCUCGAACCUCAUCACGCACUCGCGCAAACACACCGGCUACAAACCAUUCCAGUGUGAGCUAUGUCACAAAGCAUUCCAGCGGAAAGUGGACUUGCGUCGUCACAAGGAAACGCAGCACACGGAGAUCCGCACUAUUGUCAACUAACCCAAGGCCCGACCGGAGUUCACUAUGACAGCGAUCUCCUCGACCAGUUCCACUGUCGGAUGUCUAAGGGUACCGGAGGAAGAUGGCCACAAUGUCGUUAUGCUUUCUGGACCACCAGAGUCUCCCUCGCAGUGUGGAGGAUCUACACAACCAUUGUCUCCUGGAUCGAACGCUUCACCCAAACCAGUGACAGGAGACGCUGGAGAGUUUAUCGUGAUCGACUGAUCGCGUAAAGUGAUACCAGCAUUGAAUGGGAUAGAAAAUGUUUGUAAAAAUUGUACAAUCCAUCAAAAGAUGAUACGCAGAUAGCUUAAAAAUGAGAUGUAUAUUAGUAUCACUAGUUUAAACGUAUAUCAUAUUUUUUGUUAAAUAUCUUCUGUUUGCGAUAACUAACAUGUCUCGUAUCCGGUUCCUUUCAUUGAUAGACGUAAGAAGAAGAAAACAAGUACGAACAAAUGUGUUACACCAUGAUAUAACUUACUUCGUGCAAUGUCAUCCGUGGUGUGGAUGUUUUCCAUAAUUAGCAUUAAGAGAAAUAGAUAGGAAUAGAAAUAUGUGAAAGGCAGUAAAUGAAGGUAAACUUUCGUUCAUUACUUCUCCUGAUAUCAGUGUUAUCCAACGUUAAAAACGGGCAAUGUCUAAUUUGGGGCACAGAUUUAAUGGAAUACUAGUUUUUUGUUUCUUUAUGUUUACUGUAUGUUAUCACUUGUUGGGCCCGAAAAAGGUAGAACAAAUUACGCAUAUUAAAAUGCGUGUUUAGAGAUCUGAUGUAUUCGUUCCAUUGUGUAAUCUGUGGGUGGUAAUGUGUAGGUGUAGAUAGGUGUAUUUUUGUCUGCAAAGUGCCCAUUGACACAAAUACCCCGAAUUUGUAUUGUAAAUCAAUUUAGUUUCUGUUUUUGUAACCAUUUGAUCAUAGCAUGGGAGGCGCAGUUCGUAAAUGUCAAUGUGAAAAAACAAACAUGGAAAACAACUUGCACACAUACAAAAGCUCACACACUAAAAAUCAACAAUAAACAUCAAUGUGCAAUUUUCAUAAAAAAAAAAACCCCAAUGGCGUGAAUUUUUUGCCGGUCGAAUGGUCUCGACUUCUGUUUUUUGGGUGUAUUAUUUAUGAAUCCGAAAUUUACGGCACACGGUCGGUAUUUAUGAUUAUUUGUUUAAUUUACACACAACCCUUACAGGGAAGGGAUGGUAAACAUCGUUGGCCGCACCUACAAUCCUUUGGUUUUGUGCAAAAUUGUGCAUCCAUUAUUGUUCAUCCCAACAGUUCCACGUGCCUGCCUUUCAGUAUUAUUAGUAUUGUUGCAACAGCCGUACGCUCAAUGUCCAUUUCCAUAAAUUUGUGGUAUUUAUUGUAACGAUGGUAAGUGAGCCAGACUUUGUGGGUUCUUUGGUAUACUGUAAUGGGGUAUCUACAAAACCCUUCACAUGUUUGAGGCGCGUGCAUAGAAGCUUAUCGUUGUGGUCACCCUCGGAACGUCCAGUAGAUGGCUCAUACCCACUCCUUAGGCGUAGCACAACCUUUGUGGAAGUAACAUUUCCAGCAGUUUUGUAUGAUAUGAAUUGUACCUUGUGCACGGCAUUAUAUGUAAAGUAAUUAAAUGAUGGUCAUUAUAAUGCGACCAAACCCUUUCGAAAACUACUGUCCAGCGGUUGAUGUGGUUACGAUGCAUUCUUCUGACUUACUGUCCAUACUAACUUACUUCAGUAGCUAUGUGACCUUAUAAUUUUUUUUUUCGAACAUGACUGCGGUUUUGCAGAUUCAAGAAAUUGCCUAUUGUUCAACAGAGAGUAGUUUGUUUGGAAGGAAAUCGGUAAAGUUCAUGUUCAAUUUUAAAUUUCGACUCUUAAUUUACCUUUUAAAUGCAUUUUUAUUGUAAAAUAUUUAAAAAAUUUUUACAUCCCACAUUUACACUUCUUUCGAACGGAUCAGAUUACUUCGUAAUUAUUGAUUAGAUUUUCAGUAUGGUAUGGAAACAUUACUGCUUCAGUACGUAAACUGAUAUUAACUCCGACCACGCUGAUCAUCAGCUCUUUUCCAUCAUUGGCGAAGACUACAUCAUUCAUUUAAUUUCUUUUUUCUUCAUACCUACAAUAUCUGAUUAUUUAAAUGGAUUGGAUGUGAUGGAUAGAUGGAAAAUGUCAUUAUGUUAAUACAAGCGGUGAGGAACUCGUUUUAUUCAAUUAGAAUUUUUUGUUAUCUUGUGGAGCUAAUUUCAUAAUUAUGGCUUUAUUUAUAAAUGGUUAAUAUCACUCAGUGAGCGCAUUUCAAAUCAUCUAAUGUUUGAUUUAGUUUAAAGUUAUUUCAUUUAUAUUACUGUUUAUCAAAUUCUUCAGAUUAAACCACGAAAAUAAAAUUUUCCAUGUCAUUUUAUGGUAGUGUUCUGGACUCUGGUACAAUAAUUAAUAUAAAAUUACCAGCAAUUAUCUUGAUAAUUUCCUAAAGUAUUACAAACAUUUAUUUUAAACAGAUCACGAUUUUGAUAGAAAAAGCUAUUGGUAGAAAGACCCUUCCGUUUAAAGUCUAUUCUCAGCUAAUUUUUAGUCAAAAUGAACUUUCACUCUGGAAAGAAGUUCACGUUCCUUUCAACUGUCUCCAAUUACGUCGCUUUCUGAACCACCCACUUCAAUACGUGUUCAAAACUGAAACCCAAUAAAAACUUACUGAAAGUAAUACUAAUAAUGAAGGUAUAUGCAGCGCUAUGAUAAACUUUUCGAAAAAAAACUCUUCCCGUUUAUCUGUCUUUAUUUUUGAGUUGAAAUGGAAAGUUUGUUAUUCGUCCGCAAGAAAUGGUUUUGCAACCAAGUUGAAGUAAUCGUAUCUUGAAUAGUAAAUUGCAUAGAAAAGAUCUUGUAACGAGGAGUAAAAUAGGUUAAAAAUAAGCAAAAGUUUCUUUCUAUAAAAAUACAAUUAAUCUAAAAUAGGUGGCACUAGGCAUAUUUGUUAAUAUACAAGAAUGGGUCCUGAUACUCGAUAGAUAGUGCGUGCAACGACUAAAAGCCUUAAAACCUUUUUCGUA